Messenger RNA from Thunnus maccoyii (southern bluefin tuna), 3430 nucleotides. It is a transcript of the gene ppef1, whose product is annotated as protein phosphatase, EF-hand calcium binding domain 1. Bases 530 to 2701 code for a protein of 723 amino acids. The transcript has 20 exons. Gene Ontology annotation, biological process: detection of stimulus involved in sensory perception. NCBI's taxonomy places the organism in Eukaryota, Metazoa, Chordata, Actinopteri, Scombriformes, Scombridae. Gene Ontology annotation, molecular function: iron ion binding; protein binding; manganese ion binding. Gene Ontology annotation, cellular component: nucleus; cytosol. The record is from RefSeq and is a predicted model, not a curated record.
CUAUGCUGGGGUUUCUGUAAAUCCACCUGAUGCCUCCGCCUCCUCUGCGCGCAUCAUCUCAUCCUGAAGCUGCAGCGUCCGCAGCUUGUGUGGAGACACUUCACCGUUUUAACCUGCUACCAUUUUUACCAUGAAAGCUUCUCCAGACGGUCAUUUUAUAGAGCACAUGUAGCGCAAAACCUCUCCCGCAGCUUCGAUGCAAGUUUUCCUUGGAUCGUGUGUCCCAUUCAUGAUUUCCGGAUCGCUCGGAUUCAAGCUGCAGAAGAAGUCACAUGCCACCAGCCAGAUGUGACCCAUCGCUACCAUCUCUGGAAAAACUGACUGAUGUGACCCCUGGACCUCCUCGUUGGUCAUCAUGGGAUGCGGCACCUCAGUUGCCACGGAGACACAAGGGAAAAGAGUGGAGACAGAUUCCCAUUAGCAGUUCCCAGCACAACAGCUUCUCCUCCUCGCGUCCCUAGACACGGCAGUAGCAUCAUGUUUUCUUCACACAGAUGAAGCAGCUAAGACUCCCACCCCGGCUCUGACUAUGAAGGCAGCUAUUCUGAUCCAGGGAUGGUACCGGCGCUACAUGGCCCGUCUUGAGAUGAGGCGCAGGUACACCUGGAACAUCUUCCAGUCCAUUGAAUAUGCGGGCGAGCAAGACCAGCUACAGCUCUCUAGUUUCUUCAGUUUCAUGCUCGACAACUUCACUCAGCUGAAUGGAAAUGGGCCAGACUUGAUCUCCCAGCUGCUGGACCCUGUUGUCGACCCCUGGUUAGACAGAGAGACCUGCUACGACAUGAUCCCCGUUCCAGAGUCGUACACUGGGCCCCGGCUGUCGUUCCCUCUCUCCGUCUCUGACACGAAUGCCCUCCUCAAUGCAUUUAAAGAGCAGCAAUCUCUACAUGCCAGAUAUGUGCUGCAGCUGCUGUAUGAGACCAAGAAGCUCCUCAAACAGAUGCCCAACAUCAUCCACUUGUCUACAUCCUACACAGAGAUCACUAUAUGCGGUGAUCUGCAUGGGAGGCUUGAUGACUUACUUCUCAUAUUUUAUAAGAAUGGUCUUCCUUCUGCCGAGACGCCGUAUGUGUUUAACGGAGACUUUGUGGACCGGGGGAAAAAAUCGAUUGAAGUGGUCAUCCUCCUGUUCGCCUACCUUCUGCUUUACCCCGACUACAUGCACCUGAAUCGAGGAAACCAUGAAGACCACAUAAUGAACCUCAGAUAUGGGUUCACAAAAGAAGUCAUGCAGAAGUACAAGACUCAUGGCCGUGAGAUCCUCCAGCUGUUUCAGGACGUCUUCAGCCUCCUGCCUGUCGCCACGGUGAUAGACGGAAAGAUCCUGAUCGUUCACGGAGGGAUAUCGGACCAGACUGAUCUGGACUUCCUCAGUUCCAUAGAGAGGCAGAAGGUUAAAUCUGCUCUGAGGUUUCCGAGACGUAGUCUGGAGCAGCUGGACAUCGGUCAGUCUUGCAGACAGGCAAAGAGAAUGAGAUCAACAGACAGCUCUCGUCCCAGCAGCAGUCACAGCCGCAACAAGAACCAAAGAUCACACAACCAAAGAAAGAGGCACUGUGGGCUGAGCCGACAAGACAGCGCCGCCUCCUCUUCUUCCACCUCAUCCUCCUCGUCCUCGUCUUCCUCUUCUCUCUGCUCUCCUCGAACUCCUUCCUGCCUCUCUCCUCGGCCAUGCCCGUCUUCUCCCAGAAUGCCUUACGCUAUUAAUGUCCUCCAAGUGCCUUUUCUGGACUCUCUAUCCUCUGUGCCCCCUCCUUCACCUCCACAACAUGAACGGGAAUGGAAACAGAUUGUGGAUAUAUUGUGGAGUGACCCUAAAACCCAAGAAGGCUGCAGUCCCAACACAUUCAGAGGAGGAGGCUGCUACUUCGGCCCUGAUGUCACCCAGAGACUGCUGCACCAGCACGGACUACAGCUGCUCAUCAGAUCCCAUGAGUGCAAACAGGAGGGCUACGAGCUUUGUCAUGGUGGACAGGUGAUCACUAUCUUCUCUGCAUCAAACUAUUAUGAGGAGGGAAGCAACCGUGGUGCCUACAUCAAAGUGGGCAGAGAACUGGUUCCCCGCUUCUACCAGUACCAAGUCAGCCGCACAACACGCAAACUUACCCUGACACAGAGAGUGCGAGCUGCUGAAGGCUCUGCUCUCAGGGCCCUGAAAGAGAAACUGUUCGCCCAUCGUUCUGAGCUGAUGGCAGGCUUCCAGCAGUACGACCAGAAUAACACCGGUAGUGUGUCAGUCAGUGAAUGGGCUCUGGUGUUAGAGUCUGUGCUUAGGUUGGACCUGCCCUGGAGGACACUUCGCCCACACUUAGCCCACCUGGCAGCAGAUGGCAGUGUGGAGUAUCAGACCUGCUUUGAGGACAUGGGACCAGGGACACAGAUGCCUCAGGUCACUCCAAACUUGGCUGAAACUCUGUUCAGAUACAGGACAGACAUUGAGAUCAUAUUCAACAUUAUAGACAAAGACCACUCAGGUCUCAUCUCCAUCGAGGAGUUCCGUCAUACCUGGCGUCUUUUCAGCGCCCACCUGGGGGUCGACAUCAACGACAGAGCCAUCGAUGACCUGGCCCGCAGCAUCGACUUCAACAAGGACGGCAGUAUAGACUUCACUGAGUUCCUGGAGGCCUUUAGAGUGGUACACAAACUAGACAACAAGGAUCAGCAACUCAAUGGGAAGAUUGAUGGAGAGAAGUAUUCGUAAAGGGGAGAAUCUGAGAAUGAAAGUCUGGAAGUGUUGCAGAUGAUGAGUAGAGAAGCUAAUUAGGAAGGAAAGUAUUAAAGCAAGGCUAAGAUUAGAUGCUUUCUUAAUGUUUUAAAGGAAACAUCCACCCUCAGACACUAUUAUAAAAGCAGUGAUUUGUUGGAUUCGCAUUGAAUUACUGGUGCAUUUUGUUGUUUAUUGGUGUAUGUUUUUAGCUGCCAGUCCAAAGUAAAAUAUCUCAACUACUGAAUCAAAAUUUUGUGCAGACAUUUAUGGUCCACACAGGAGGAAUCCUACUGACUUUGGUGAUCACCUGACUUUUCAUCUCACACCAUCAGCAGGUUGACAUGCUGAUGUACACAGUGUGAAACAUCUAUUGAAAUAUCAAAUAUUGGAUGGAUUUCUGAGCAUAAAGAUGCACCAAACUUUGACCAAAAACCCACAUAAACCUUUACCAAGUAAAAAUAAAAUGCUAGAAAAGGUAAAAUACAGAAGUCUGAAGCAGGUUCUGGGGUUAUUAUAUUUUAGAUAGUUUGAUUUAGUGCAGAUGUGCCUUUGUGCCUCUCACAGCAGUGGAAGAACUGUUACCUGUAAGUCAGUAAGUUACAAGUAUUGAAGGCUUCAGCAUUAGAGAAAAUAGAAACACACUCCUGCUAAUAUUAGUGCAGCAGCCGAUGUGUGUUCAACUGUUUACUAAAAAAAGGAAUAAAACAGCUUUUUAAAAAAUGA